ACGUUUUCCGUCGAGAAAUGAGCUCACAAUCAUCCAUCGUGGUUCCUGAGGGUUUCACUCUGCACACAGAAAAUGCUGCCCAUAUUCUUCUGCCGUCCUCAAAUGAAGCGUUCCUGAAUCCUGUGCAAGAGUUCAAUCGUGAUAUGAGCGUAGCCUGUAUCCGAGUGUAUAGCGAAGAAGUUAAUCGAGAGAAGGAAGCUAGGUGGAAGAGAAAGCAGGAGUACAAGGCUAAGAAGGCUGAGUCCGGUUCGAAAAACAAGAAGGCAAAAACAGUCUCUAACUCGGCUGGCGGCACCCAUGGAUCGGAGGCCCACGAACAAGAUGCAGUAGAAGAUGCAGGACCCGGUCAAGGUCCGUCUUCUGCGGACUCCCCUGAGUUGAAGGCCCAAGAGUACCGCCCCUACACCAUCGAAAUCCUCGAAGCACUUUCCGCUACCGGUCUGCGCUCCAUCCGAUACGCCAAAGAGAUCCCCCUCGUAAAAUAUGUCAUCGCUAAUGAUCUAUCUCCUUUGGCCGUGGAAGCCAUGAAGAGGAAUAUUGAAAUUAAUGGCCUUGGACCCAAAGAUGAUGUGACACCGGAUCCCUCUGGAUCUUCUGCAGAACCCGUCCUCAAGGGGACACACGGCAAGCAGGAUUUGGGAAAGGUAAAAGUCAAAGUCAAAGAAGGGGACGCUUGUGCUCUCAUGUACAACCAUCGUCCCGAGCGGAGUCGAGUCGAUGUAGUCGAUCUAGAUCCAUACGGUACGGCCGCACCCUUCAUCGAUGCAGCUGUACAAUGCGUCAAAGAUGGAGGUCUCUUAUGUGUCACAUGCACAGAUCUAUCUGUCUUAGCCACCACCAAUUAUCCCGAAAAAUGUUUCUCCAACUACGGAGGAAUACCUGUGAAAUCGGAGUACUGCCACGAAGCAGCCCUACGACUUGUGCUACACGCCGUAUCCACGUCUGCUGCGCGGUACGGUCGCUUCAUUCAGCCCUUGCUGUCAUUAUCGAUCGACUUCUAUGUCCGUUUAUUCAUCAAAAUAAAAUCCCAGCCGAUCGAGGUCAAGAAAGCCGCUAGUAAAACGUCAACAUACUAUGUCUGUACCGGGUGCCAAUCAUUCUACGAGCAGCCGCUAGCUAGGACCGUGGAGCAGGUUCACGAACGCUCUGGCAACGUUAACUUGCUUUUCAAGACCCAUGCAGGUCCUACGGUACCGGAGAGAUGCACAGAGUGCAAUUCAGUUUUGCAUGUGGCGGGUCCGAUGUGGUCGGGCCCUCUACAUGAUCCAGAAUUUGUCGGGAAGGUGCUUGAACACUUAGAAGCCGAUGCAGAUCAUUAUGGCACGUCUACUCGGAUGAGGGGCAUGCUAACCGUGGCGAAGGAGGAAUUAACGUUUCCGUUCUAUUUUACUCCUGCGAAGAUAUCUAGCUUCUUCCAUUGCACCUGUCCUUCACUAGACGAUGUUGCAUCUGCGCUGCUCCAUGCAGGCCAUAGCGUGUCAAGAUCACACGCCUGCGCAGGCUCCUUGAAGACGUCCGCCAGUCGUCGAGAUGUCCAUGAUGUCUUCCGUUCCUGGAUAAAGACACAUCCCGUCAAGAUGGAAAACGUCUCGGAAAAGUCUCCUGCACAUCAACUACUUGCGAAGGAACCGAGCUUUGAAGCCAACUUCAAGCGCCACCCUCUUUCGGUUACGCCCUCGGCCAAGGUCAAAUUGGUACGGUAUCAGCAGAACCCGACUGCAAACUGGGGCCCAGGUACUAAAGCAAGCUCGGGUACAAAGCGCAAAAGAGAUCUGCAGGAGUCAUAG
This is a messenger RNA of Gloeophyllum trabeum ATCC 11539, 1787 nucleotides long. Its product is annotated as N2,N2-dimethylguanosine tRNA methyltransferase. Gene Ontology annotation, molecular function: RNA binding. Gene Ontology annotation, biological process: tRNA N2-guanine methylation. NCBI's taxonomy places the organism in Eukaryota, Fungi, Basidiomycota, Agaricomycetes, Gloeophyllales, Gloeophyllaceae. The record is from RefSeq and is a predicted model, not a curated record. The transcript has 13 exons. Gene Ontology annotation, cellular component: nucleus. Bases 18 to 1787 code for a protein of 589 amino acids.